AUGUGCUCCGAAGCCAAUCAUCUCCACAUGCUUUUCUUCCCUAUAAUGGUGCAAGGAAACAUGCUCCCUAUGGUUGACAUGGCCAAGAUCUUGGCUGCCCGUCGUGCCUGCAUCACCAUUCUCACUACUCCCGUUAAUGCCAUCAUUAUCCGCCCCAAUGUCAAUGACUCUCUUCAUCUCCAUAUUAUCCCUUUACCCACUGUCGAAUUUGGCCUCCCCGAUGGGUGCGAGAACAACAUCUUCAUCCUUUCUGAUGACCAACACGUCAACCUCAUGAACGCUAACUAUUUGCUUCAUCACCCUUUUGACUCCGUGCUUGCAAAUCUCAGCCUCGACUGUGUCGUAACUAAUUUAUUCUUUCCAUGGACAUAUGAUGUUGCUGUCAUGAGAGGUAUUUUGCGGCUUGUCUUUCACGCCACUAGCAACUUCUUAGCCUGUAUCAUGAGUGCUUCACAGCAGUGCCGCCUACCAGCAGACAUGGUUGGGUCCUUUGUCUGGCCCGGCCUCCCACAUCGAAUUAAGAUGUUAAAAAUCCAAAUCAUAGACUUCAACAAAUUAGGAGGAAUGUCAAAGGAGUUUAUCAUGGAGACACUUAAGGAGGUGGCGGAGGUGGAAGUGAAGAACUAUGGGACGUUGAUGAAUAGUUUCUUUGAGCUUUAG
Molecule: messenger RNA, 660 nt
Organism: Dendrobium catenatum
Lineage: Eukaryota; Viridiplantae; Streptophyta; Magnoliopsida; Asparagales; Orchidaceae
Product: scopoletin glucosyltransferase-like
Exons: 1
Coding region: 1-660 (219 amino acids)
Source: RefSeq, a predicted model, not a curated record